CCACGGCCCAGGACAUACUUGGGUGGCGCUGGACGCGUCCUGUGAGUCAUCAAUUCCCUCAAGCGCCGCCGCAGACACCGCAUGGCAAGUAGACGCGCCUUGAGAACGCGCCCCCGCAGCCCAAACAAUCUGCAUCAGCGUAGCCCGACGAGCAGAUGACGGCACCACACCAUCUCUUCUGUACCAUGGUUUCCAAUAUCAGAUAUCGCCAGCCCACCUCAAAACCCGACGACACAGAAGCAUACACAUUCGGCCACGCCCUCGGGCCUUUUGGCCAGCCCCAGAUUAAAUACUGCUAUAUGGACAACAGUCUCAAUCCUCAAAUACCACCCCCGAAGCUCAAGCUCGGUCCUGCAGGUCCGCGUCGCGGCCUCGCUCUAUUCCAAGAGCAGACAGCCACUAGACCAAGUCAUCUUUUUACCGCAUCACCGGUAUGGCUACUUCCAGUAGCUCUCGAUGAGACCGAGUUCUGGUUUCAGCUGGCUCGCGUAACUGCCGACUGGCUCGAGUACAUCAGCGACCAAACAUCCCCCGUCCUACCCUGGGACAACAAUACCAAUACUUCACUGCUCCUUCCCCUCUGUCCUGACUGCUUCUUGCAGAUCUACGAGUAUGGGCCAUUUGACACGUACAACCAACUACAUCUUAAGACGGUUGCCAUCGCCAUCGUCUCCCUAGUCGUCCAUGAAAUAGGCAAUUCCGGCGAUUUCUCGAACGCUCUAGCGUGGGAUUCCAUCCCGGCUCCCUGGCCUUUUCGUUCCUUGUACCCAACAUCAAAGGGCUCGCGUUCCCUUCCGCACCAUUUGAAGCGCCCGCUUUGUACAGAACCUCGCCGCGCCAUGCCCUCGCCCGCUUGCCCCACAACUUGUCUCGCCGCCGUUGGGGACCAGGAAUUGGGGUUUACGCCCAGCCCUCUUCGAGACCCAUUUCUCGUCCCUUGCGCCAAGUUUUGGUCCCGAAGAGCCGCUAGGCGGGUGCCUUAGCCCGCCCCUUAGCCGCGUGUAACGCCGAGCGCCCUAUGGCCCCAAGCCGCAGCUGCGGCCCCGCAACCUCUCACUUCGAGCUCCUCAACUCCGCUCUCGACCUUCCCUCGAUGGCAUUGAACUCGCCUCGCUCUCGCCAGUGCUGAGGGUGACGGGCCGGGCCCAACCAGCAAAAGCUUUGAACAACGGCACGCGUAAGGUUGCGCACAGG
Lasiosphaeria miniovina is the source of this 1194-nucleotide messenger RNA. RefSeq lists its product as uncharacterized. The transcript is spliced from 3 exons. NCBI's taxonomy places the organism in Eukaryota, Fungi, Ascomycota, Sordariomycetes, Sordariales, Lasiosphaeriaceae. The coding region runs from base 156 to 983 and encodes 275 amino acids. The record is from RefSeq and is a predicted model, not a curated record.